Messenger RNA from Malassezia restricta, 1797 nucleotides. RefSeq names its product Sds3-like protein. Lineage: Eukaryota; Fungi; Basidiomycota; Malasseziomycetes; Malasseziales; Malasseziaceae. The record is from RefSeq and is a predicted model, not a curated record. Gene Ontology annotation, cellular component: Sin3-type complex. Gene Ontology annotation, molecular function: histone deacetylase binding. Gene Ontology annotation, biological process: negative regulation of transcription by RNA polymerase II. The transcript has a single exon. The coding region runs from base 1 to 1797 and encodes 598 amino acids.
AUGGACAUGUCUGCAUCUGGUACGGAGGAAGUUGAAAUUCAUCGCACUCCCACUGAGCCAACCGAGCAAGCCACGUCACCUUUGACGUCGGAUGCGGAAACAGAACCUCUUUCCAUGGACGAAGAGGAUGGUAUGAAUGUGCAAAAAAGUGUAGAAGAUCAUGUAUCAAUGCCUCAGAAGGAGGUUCAUAUGGAGCCCUCCGCAACAUCCGAGCAGCCAGCGGGCCAGUUGGGCGACGAGAGUGACUUGACAGACGAGUCCGAUCAAGCCAAGCCAAAUCCUGAGUCCAUUGAACACGAACCUGUGAAAGAAGAUGAAGAUUCGUCUCUCUCAGAAGACGUUGGUGAUCAUACCCUGAAGCCUGGCGGUAAUGAGGCGGAGUCACAACACAGCGCUUUAGAUGGUCUCGCUGUCUUGGCGGCAUCGGAGACAGAGGGUGAGAAACAUGAAGAUGUUGACGCGAUCGCUCCUUCAUCAUCCGUUUUGACGCCGGAAGCCUCGCAGGACGAGGCAACAGAAGACAUGGAAGCAGAUGACGAAGGAGAAGAGGACGACGAGGAAGAGCCCAUACCAAAUAAAGGAGCACGUAAAGAGCCAUCUCUGCACCGUGCCGUCAUGGCUGCUGUAGGAAAGCGUCGUGCAGCAGCCACGGGUGGUGCACCGAGUCUGCUCGUGCAGCCCGAUGCAGAUGCCUCGAAUCCGCCAUCAGCAAGCACGAGCCGACAGGGCAGUCCCGUGGAAGACGUGCAGACCAAAGAAGAGACACCGGCAGAAGAAGAGUCUGCUGAGACGGGUGGGCAGGCUACGGAGGCUGCUGAGAACGAAGAUGAGGCCUCCGAUCAUCGCCAAGAAGCGCUCGAGCAACUGACGCGCAUCGAGUUGGGCUUUGUUAUGCUGCGACAGCGACUUUAUGCAGAACGCAUAGAGGAGUUGGAACGCGAGGCAAACAUGAUCCAUCAGGGCACGCAUCCAGAAAUUCAAAUGCUACAUACCCUUAUUGAUCUGCGCAAGGAAAAGCGACUCAGGUACCUGGGUAUGUGGCUGCAGUGCCGCCUUCGUGAACAUGAACGGCGGGCGCAGGCGGAGGAAAAGAUUGCAUGGGUCAACUGGCGCGACCGUGCAGCAUCGUUGCGACGCGAUAUGAUGGGUGAGAUGGACCGCAAGCGACGCAAGCUGGAGCGCGAAAAGCGCAUGCUCGAUGCGCCGCAACCCAUGCGCAGAUAUCAGCCAUUCGAAGCUGAAUUUGCGCACAAACCACCUUCUUAUUCGCGGUGGACACGGCAAAGGCCUGACCAGUACUUGCCCUAUGGUGCCUCACUGCGAGACCCACGCAGCUUUGUGGCCUUCCCGGACGUUCGCGGCCUAGAAGAGUACGACGCGUGGAUGGACAUGGAGCAGAUGGGCAUUCGUCCUGUGCCCAUGCCGCCACCCACGUACUUGCGACCUGAUGACAUGCCCCCGCAUGAGAUGUACGCUGCGCCAUCGUACGCGGGCGGCUUACCUGGCAGCGAGCCUAUGGGAUACUAUGGACCGCCCGAGGCGGGUCCGCCGUACGUCGAGCAUUCACGGCCUUUGCCGCCGGUGGCCGCGCCAUACGAGGGCAUGUACGUCGAGCCGAUGGAAAUGUCAUCGCAUCCUGCAGAUCUUGAAGGGGCACCGCCAGCGGCCGCACCACCCCUGCCCCCGUCGCGAGGACUCCCAGCCCAGCUCGGACCGCCGCCGUCUGCUGCAGGUCGACCGCCAUUUGCGGCCGAGCAGCCGAUGGGCAUACCCAUAUCGCAUGUGGUACGUGCAUAA